UCGGACUGACUUUUAAAAGCCACUGGAGCGCCAGCCUGACUUUCUUAGAGCUCCGUCCACAACUUUUCACAGCAUUCAACGAGAAAAGGAACCCCCUGCUAUUGCUUGCUUUGCUCUCUUGUGCGGAUUGCCAUUCAUUGCAUCUCUCAGCUCUUAUUAAACUCGAGAUACUUCCACCAACGUUCUCGCCUGCCAUGUCUGAUGAGCCCACGAUCCUUCGCCCGCGUCCGCGGCGCGCGUUCGACCUCACCCCCGAAGAGCAUUCCUCCCCGGCCGAGCCAGCCAAUCCGGACCUGUUGAACCCGCGCGAAGGCGGUUCGACGAACGUUAGCCGCAACGUAUCGAUCAUGAAUCUGACAUCGCCAACUCUUGUCGGGAUUUAUUCUCCGACCGCAUUUGAAGGCACUCGCGACGAUUCUUCGCCUUGGGGCACGGAAGCUCAUACUUCCGAAGCUCUGAAUGCUGGUAUUCGGCCAGUCAUCCAAGGGCCAGCACCGGGGAAGCUGCAGCGGACGCGGUCACGCCUCAGCCAGGGACUCUUUCGCGGGGUCAUUCUCCCCCAGGCGCUGAAGAGCGCCUUCCUGCUUGGCUUCGGCGUGGUGUACGGGAUCAUUACGAUCCACCUGCACGAGAAUCAUUGGAUCACUCCGGUGAAGCUGGAGAACGUCCAUUACUACGGAUCAUGGCAAUAUCUGGCAUUCUGGGGCGUGGCGGGGGUCAUUCUGGGCAACGUGCUCCCCUGGUUUGACCAGUUCUCGGAUGACUUGAUCAAUGACGGCAAGCGAGCUGCUUCUUCGGCGAGUGACGAGGAAACUGCCGAACGCACAUUGUCGUGGGUGGCGGCGGUCCGCAGCGUCGGGGCCUUUGUCGGAAUCGCAUUUGCUAUGCGUCGACUACCCUGGGAAUCUACGACCCAAGCUUCGGUAACCCUCGCACUUGUGAACCCUGUCUUAUGGUAUCUCAUCGACCGCACUCGGACAGGGUUCGUCUUGUCGACUGUGGUUGGUUUGGCUGGAAUGGGCGUUGUGUUGGGCCUCAACCCCGAUCUGGUGCCAUCCUCUCUGGAGCCCUCCAGCCCCACCCUCCUGUUGGCCAACGUCACGGGGCGGGACUUCGGUUUGGACAUUGGGAUGACACAGGAGAGCAUCGCUGUGCGGACAUGGAUUGCCAGUGUUCUGUUUUGCGCCUGCGUUUGCUUCGGAAACAUUGGCCGGCAAUUGGCCAUUGGCAACUCCGGCAAACAGUCGCUCAAGAAGUGAGCAUCUUGAUGAGACAUUGCUUCUUUUUCUUCUUUACGAUAUUUGAACACCACUAGUAACGCCUUUGUGUACACACCCCUCUUGUCUC
Messenger RNA from Aspergillus aculeatinus CBS 121060, 1347 nucleotides. RefSeq names its product INSIG family protein. Lineage: Eukaryota; Fungi; Ascomycota; Eurotiomycetes; Eurotiales; Aspergillaceae. The transcript is spliced from 2 exons. The record is from RefSeq and is a predicted model, not a curated record. Bases 195 to 1259 code for a protein of 354 amino acids. Gene Ontology annotation, biological process: sterol biosynthetic process. Gene Ontology annotation, cellular component: endoplasmic reticulum.